AUCGACUCGCCUUGACUCGUGGAAUCGGCUCUAUUGAUUUUCAACGGUAAAGGGGAUUCGCAUAUUCGCAAUGUAGACGGAAGUGCCUGGUGCGCAUGCGCGACAAUGGCUGUUUGUGUUAUCAUAAUACUGACCCGGGAUCAGCAUUGAGGAAGCGCGGCACAAUACGUGAGGCACAGAGGCAAUGAGUAAAACUGAUCUAGGAACGGCACCCCGGAAGUUUUCCAGAACCAGAACGCACAUGCUUGUGAUUUGUAGCUGAAUGAGAAGGGAGUUACUUGCCAGGGAAGUGUGCAAUGUUAAACAUUGUUACGUGUCUGUUUAAAGUGUAUAAUACGAUUUCAACUGUAAUCUGAUUCUCUGACGUUUUUAAUUGGAUGGCAUUGAUAAUGAUACUGAAGGAAAAAAAUAUUAUGGAGAGUUACAAUUGAGUUUGUUUAGGUAUGGCAUUGAAGCUUGUGUAGAUGUAACAUUGGUGUUUUUGUAGAACAUUGGAGUUUGUGUAGAUGUAACAUUGGUGUUUUUGUAGAACAUUGGAAAUUGUGUAGAUGUAACAUUGGUGUUUUUGUAGAACAUUGGAGUUUGUGUGGAUUGUGUAGAGACUGUUAUAUCUGGGAGUAUUGUUGCAUCGCAGUGAGUUUGUUUCGGCUAAAAAUGUGGAGAACUGCCUAUAGGUUCUCAGAUGUUAUUAAAACUAACACAAAUUUGGAGAGUUUAACAUUCCUUUUCCCAAACUGCAUCCAACAUGCACUGUAUCACAACUCCCAAAUUUUGUUUUGCCCAAAAGACACCGGUUUUAAAGUUACUCAACGGGUAAGACGCAACCCUUUCAAGUCCUCGGGUCAUCUUUCCAGAAUCGUCCGUCCUUCUGGAAAAUCUUCCGGUCCUGACCGGGGGUCUGGACCUGAACGCAGAGCCUCCUCUGAACUCCAAAAGCUGAGCUUGGAGGACCUCAGAAAGCCAGAACCAGAACCUCCGAAGCUUCCUAAGAGAGCCAAGGACAGGGUUAUUAACACCCGUCUCCAGAGAGAGAAUCAAGAUGAGUUGGUCUUCGGGGUGGCCCCUUGUUUACUAGCCUUGACUCAGGGGAAACGGAAGCUCACUCAGCUUUUCGUGAAGCGCAGCGAAGGACGUCAGAGGGAAUCCGUGGAGAAGGUUUGUGAGGAGGCAGUCAGGCGAGGCGUUCCCAUUAAGCACAUCUCUAAGAGGGAGAUGGAGAAGAUGAUCGGUGGUGCGGUCCAUCAGGGAUUGUGCCUUCAAGCCAGUCCAUUAAGUUUCCUUACCAAGGAGAAAUCCAGCAGUCAGCAGGGAAAUUGGCGCAGUGGAAACCCCUGUCCAUUAUGGCUCGUCCUGGACGGCGUGCAAGAUCCGAUGAACCUCGGCACCGUCCUUCGCUUGGCAUAUUUUCUUGGAGUCGACAGAGUAGCUAGUAGCAUUCGCAACAGCUGUCCGUUAACUCCAGUGGUGAGCAAAGCCAGCUCAGGAGUGAUGGAGCUCAUGGAUGUGUAUGGCUAUGAGAACUUGGCUGACAUCGUAAAGAUAAAACACAAACAAGGAUGGCAAGCAAUCGGUACUAUCUGCGCUGGUGAGACGUCUUCUGGAGUUUCCAUUAUUCCAUGUUCUGACUUCAAGAUGUCGAAACCUACACUGUUACUGAUGGGUGGUGAAGGUUUCGGGUUGUCUCCUGAACUGCGUGAGCUGUGCGACGUUUUCCUCACUGUUCCUCCCAGAAGAGAGCUUCAUCCCGCCGUGGACUCGCUCAACAUCUCUGUAGCCACAGAACUGGCCAGUGAGGAUAAUGACGAUGAUGAUGAUGGUGGUGGUGGUUUAUUUACUUGCACUGCCUCCCUGUGACGCUUAAUGACUGGAUUAGUUCAUCAAUUAGCCAUCAGCUAAUUGACCCUUGAGAACUCAUCGAUCAGAAAAGCCGAGACUGGGGAGGAGUUCUCAACUGACAGUUGGACUGCAUCCUACUCCGAGGAACGAGCGGAGCAGGAAAUGUCAAGGCUUUGCUAACUGUAACGAAAUGCAAAACAUGAUGUAGAUGAUGCAGGAGAGAAAUGGCAGGAAUUGUUCUGACAGAAGCGUACGAAAUUAAACGUAAAAAAUUGUUUGAAAAAAACAAACAAAACGAGUGCUGUUUUGUUCAAAUGUUUGUUCAGACAGCUUUCUUGUCUGACAGCUUUAGCACUGUCGCUGACUAUCAAAUCCCUGUGUGCGUUUUAACUACAGAAAGAUAGUGUAUUAGAAUGAGCGCGUUAAUAGAAACCUUGCAGCCGGAACUGUUCUAUGAAACCUUUCGUCCUCCUACUUAGUACUCCUACUUUUCAGCAGGUGGCACUGUAGGUCAGCGCUCCUCUACGAAAUUUGACAGGCGUCUAUCCUGGGCAUCUUUUUCAGUUUUUUUUUUUUUUCCCUCCCCUUCUGUUUAUGAUGUUUAAAGCUUAGCCAAGGAUAAUCCCAGAACAGCAAUGAGCAAAAACCUAAAUCUGAGCAAAAAGUUGCUUUGCGUCAUGUUUCAUGGCUUCUCUGCUGACUUGGGGGUGUUACAGAACGGGACGGUUCACAAUUAAAGUAAAACGGGCGAGCGGGACAGGACGAUUAACCCGCUAAUGCUAUAGACCAUUAGACCUCUCCGUCUUACUCUCUUUUUAGCCUCGAGCCAGCUCGGGGAGAAUGGGACAUUAGACGAGACGGUUUAAUGUAAUGACCCAUUCUGUGAUUUUUACAAGGCAGAAUGAUUUGUAGCAUGGAGCAGGGAACGACAGAUCCUCCUCAGAUUUGUCAAGAUUUGCACAAAAUGGAUCUUUUUUUUUUCCAGACCUUUUUUUUCUUUUAUUUUAUUAAAGCUAUUUAUUAAGCUAGACAUCAGAGGCGUUGCUAUUAAUAAAAACAAAUAAGUUUCAACACCAGUCUGUCAAGACAGCUAAAGUCAACUGAAAUAUCUGACAGGGAAAAGUUAUUUCUAAUAUUGUUUCCGAAAAACGUGUAAUAGUUCUCAAAAAUUUUCACAAUUCUUCAAUUUUACUUUCCAGCUUAAACUUGUGAUACACUGUAUUUAGGUUGCGUUUCUACGUACAACCUUUUAUUUUAUUAUUAUUAUUAUUAUUAUUAUUAUUAUUAUUAUUAUUUUACCAUGUCACUGUUGAAUUCUCGAUUUUGAUUUGGUUAAAAGGUAUCGAUUUAUUUUCCCUAUAAGCAGCUCUGAUGACAGUUCGGCUGCAAAUCUGAAUCCGUAAUCAUUGCUAUGCUGAGGUUUUCUGUAAAGAAAAUGCAUUGAACUGAGCUGAAACGAUUCAUGGAAGGAGUCUCCAGUUUCAGUGUGCUUUGUAACGGUUAAAGGUAAAGCUAUAACUUUUAUUUUGUCCACCAUGGAGUCAUGAGGAGAGAGGACACUGCCAUUAAAAAAACCCCCAACAACAACCGACCAGUAUUUUAAACUUAUUUAAAAUUGAUAACUUGUUUCAUGGACAUUCCACAACAAUAAAUGGAACUAUAAAUGGAUAAAAAUUACACAUCGCUCUUUAAUAA
This is a messenger RNA of Ictalurus punctatus (channel catfish), 3531 nucleotides long. RefSeq names its product mitochondrial rRNA methyltransferase 1 homolog (S. cerevisiae) (gene mrm1). The record is from RefSeq and is a predicted model, not a curated record. Bases 655 to 1854 code for a protein of 399 amino acids. Gene Ontology annotation, biological process: rRNA methylation. Gene Ontology annotation, cellular component: mitochondrion. Gene Ontology annotation, molecular function: RNA binding; RNA methyltransferase activity. NCBI's taxonomy places the organism in Eukaryota, Metazoa, Chordata, Actinopteri, Siluriformes, Ictaluridae. The transcript has 5 exons.